AUGCUGUCUGGAAAGAGGAAGCAAGGGUUUUCAGGCCUUCAGCGCCGUGUGAGGCCUCGUAGAGAAGCAGAACCUGAAGUCGAUGAGCAGACGAGCAGUGAGCCGGAGGAGAUGAGAAUGGAUGGAGAAGAGUUGAGUGAAGACGAAGAGGAUGAAGAUAUGGAAGAGGACGACGAAGAGGUAUUUACUUCGAGCCGUAAAACUACUGCAAUCGUUACUGACAGCUCAAAGUCCGAUGCCUCACCACCGCCAAAGAAGUCCAACAUCGACAUUUCAUCAGUGUCUUUUGGCGCCCUCGCAAAAGCCCAGGCCUCAAUGCCGUCAGCCAAACGUCGCAAGCGCGGCGCAUCACCUUCAGAAGACGAAGACUCAGACUCGGGUCCGGAAGAAGUCGGCAGGAAACCCAAGCAUGGCGACCACGUCAAGCGCUCAAGCAAGCACGCCCCGAUGGAGCAGUCAAGCAAGAAGCCCGUCUCCCGCCGUCGCGAAAUCAUCGCCGUGCCCAAGAUGGAGGUGCGCGACCCCCGCUUCGACCCGAUGAGCGGGCCCGUCGACGAGUCCAAGGCCCGGAGGGCGUACGCCUUCCUGGACGACUACCGCAAGGACGAGAUGAAGCAGCUGCGGGCCGAGAUCAAGAAGACCAAGGACGCGGACAAGAAGGAGGAGAUGAAGAGGAUGCUGCUGUCGAUGGAGAGCAAGAUGAAGGCGCGGGAGCGCAAGCAGCGCGCGGACGACGUCAUUCAGGAGCACAAACGCAAGGAGAAGGAGCUCGUCAAGGAGGGCAAGCAGCCGUUCUACCUCAAGAAGUCGGAGCAGAAGAAGAGGUUCUUGAUGGACCAGUUUGCGGGCAUGAAGAAGAAACAGGUCGACCGUACAAUUGAGCGGAAGAGGAAGAAGGUUGUUGGAAGGGAGCGGAAGGAGCUCGACAAGAUGCAGAGGAGACCCAGGGAAUGA
Molecule: messenger RNA, 954 nt
Organism: Colletotrichum abscissum
Lineage: Eukaryota; Fungi; Ascomycota; Sordariomycetes; Glomerellales; Glomerellaceae
Exons: 1
Coding region: 1-954 (317 amino acids)
Biological process (GO): maturation of SSU-rRNA from tricistronic rRNA transcript (SSU-rRNA, 5.8S rRNA, LSU-rRNA)
Cellular component (GO): 90S preribosome; nucleolus
Source: RefSeq, a predicted model, not a curated record